Molecule: messenger RNA, 4409 nt
Organism: Eurytemora carolleeae
Lineage: Eukaryota; Metazoa; Arthropoda; Copepoda; Calanoida; Temoridae
Product: mucin-5AC
Exons: 21
Coding region: 107-4171 (1354 amino acids)
Biological process (GO): sodium ion transport
Cellular component (GO): membrane
Molecular function (GO): sodium channel activity
Source: RefSeq, a predicted model, not a curated record
AAAUCUAUUUAUGUUUAUAUUUGAUUUUGAAACACCUAAUUCUUCCCAGCUCUGUCAGUUUAUGUACUGAAAAAUAUUUAGUAAAACUAAACAAUAGAAUUUCAAAAUGGCAGACAAGGAAGAAGACGAGGUAAAAGACAGGAAUAAAAGUCGUCUUCGUUAUGUAUUGGACGGGUAUGCAGAGAGUUCUACAGUGCAUGGUCUCAAUUACACUCUGGACACAGAACUUCCCAUGCCAGAUCGAUGUCUGCUAGGGACCAUUACGUUGUUGUUCAGCCUGUGUGCAGGAUAUCUGGUGUACGGUUGUGUUGUACAAUUUAUAGAUUCUACGGUAUUGAUAUCCCUUCAAAAUACAUCAGCUAUAGUGGAAGAUCUAAGUUUUCCUUCAGUAACUAUCUGUACUGGCAAUCUGAACAUGGAUGCUGUGACUGCCAACAUGAACCGUCUUGUAAAUAUCUGGAUUGAAGAACAGAAGAACAAUGUGUCUUAUACAGAGUCUUUGAAUAGUUAUUUUAAACGUAAGUUUAAUAUAACAGAAGACAGUGCUGUCUCUGCAUUUGAUGUAUUGUUCUCCAUGGCCAGCAAGAAUAUUACAACUGCAAUUACGUUGAAAUCUGUUUCUGAUUUUGUAAAUCAAAACUCAACAUCAGUUAAUCCAACAACAAUAUCAGUUGAUGUAACAACAACAACAUCAGUUAGUGCAACAACAUCCGCUAAUACAACAACAACAACUUUUCCUUCGUCAACAGUAAUUUCAGCAAUAAUUACGUCAAGCCCUAUCAUUGCAACAACAUUUGGCGCAACCACAACAACCAAGUUUUUAUCCGUAACUACAAGAGCAUUUGAAUCAACAGCAAUUUCUUUAAACUCAACAACAACAGAAAAUACAGCAGCUUUGGAUUUAACAACAAGUGGUCCAACCAUUCCUUCAAAUUUGACAACAUCAUUUUACUCAACACAGAAUCCUACAACUUCAACAGUAUCAUCAACUCAGAAUCCUACAGCAUCAAUUCUAGCUUCUACAACAUCAACACAGCAUCUUACAACAUCAAGGCAAGAUCCUACAACAACAACACAGAAUCCUACAACAUCUUCACAGGAUCUUGGAACAUCUACACAGGAUCCUUCAACAUCCAGACAGGAUCCAACCACAUCAACACAGGAUCCUACAACAUCAACACAGGAUACUACAACAUCAACACAGGAUCCUACAACAUCUACACAGAAUCCUAAAACAUCAACACAGGAUCCUACAAUAUUUACACAGGAUCCUACAACAUCUACACAGAAUCCUACAACAUCGACACAGGAUUCGGCAACAUCAACAUCAACAAAGGAUCCUACAAAAUCAACACAGAAUCUUACAACAUCAACACAAAAUCCUACAACAUCGACACAGGAUCCUGCAACAUCAACAUCAACACAGGAUCCUACAAAAUCAACACAGGAUCCUACAACAUCUACACAGAAUCCUACAACAUCUACACAGAAUCCUACAACAUCGACACAGGAUCCUGCAACAUCAACAUCAACACAGGAUCCUACAAAAUCAACACAAAAUCCUACAACAUCAACACAGGAUCCAGCAACAUCAACAUCAACACAGGAUCCUAAAACAUCCACACACGAUCAGAAAAAAACAACACAGGAUCCUACAACAUCAACACAGGAUCCUACACCAUCUACACAGGAUCCUACCACAUCAACACAGGAUCCUACAACAUCUACACAGGAUCCUACACCAUCUAAACAGGAUCCUACCACAUCAAUACAGGAUCCUUCAACUACAACAUCUACACAGAAUCCUACACCAUCCACACAGGAUCUUACCACAUCAAUACAGGAUCCUACAACUACAACAUCAACGCAGGAUCCUACAACAUCAACACAGGAUGCUACAACAUCAACACAGGAUCCUAAAACAUCUACACAAGAUCCUACAACAUCAACACAGGAUCCUAAAACAUCUACACAAGAUCCUACAACAUCAACACAGGAUCCUACAACAUCUACACAGGAUCCUACAACAUCUACACAGAAUCCUACAACAUCAACACAAGAUCUUACAACAUCAACACAGGAUCCUACAACUUCAACACAGGAUCCGACAAAAUCAACACAGAAUCCUACAACAGCAACACAGGAUCCUACAAAAUCAACACAGGAGCCUACAACAUUAAUACGGGAUUCUACAACAUCAACACAGAAUCCUACAACAUAUACACAGUAUCCUACAACAACAUCAUCCAAAACAACAUCAACAACAACAGUAUCAACCACAUCUACACCAAUAACAGAAUCAACAACAGAAACUCUAGUUCUCGGCCGUCGGAAGAGAGAAGCUUUAGAUGCGAUCAUUUCUUUUUUAACAGAGUCUCUUCCUGGUCUUGGUACAGUCACACUCACACCAUCAGAAAAUACAGCAGGUACAACAACAACAACAACAUUAUCAACAGCAGAAACAGAAAAAACAGUAACAGCAACAACUGCAGCAGUGCAAGAUGCAACAACAACUAGAGCAGCACAAGAUCUAACAAUUACAACUACAGCAGUGCAAGAUAUAACAGCAUCUACAGCAGCAUCAAUGUUAGCAGCAACCUCAGAAGCUCAAGAAGCAACAACUGCAGCAGCAGCUACAACGACAACAGCUGAAUCAACAACUGCAGGUCCAUCGAUUGAAACAACAACUGCAACAGCAGAAGAAUCAUCAACAACAACAGAUUAUACAACUACAACAGAAUAUACACCUACAACGGAACCAUUUCAAAUAAAUCAAGAACAUGCCAGUAUUCUUGAAAUGCUUCUUGACGGAAAAAAACACGGUCAAAACGUUGAAUCUUUGAGAGAAACUGAAGAGACCGAUCUUAUUGAAUACUUCAAUUCACAGGCUGUUGCCGAGACAUUUGCUGAAAUGUUUAAGAUUCUCUGGUUCUCAAGCCUACCCUGUUUUCGUACAGAAAAUAUUACUCAGGGGUAUCUACUUAAAUCCUGCACAUAUCAAGGUAUUGAAGGGGAUUGUCGGAAAAUGUUCCGAAAAGUUGCUACGGAUUCCGGAUUCUGCUGUGCUUUUAAUAAUCAUCAACAGCUCCAGGAUUCUGAAUACAAGACAUUAAUGCAGACAAUGACGCAGGAAGAAAUUAAUGCGACUACUAGUGAGGAUACUGAAUAUAAGAUUGAACCUGGCUUAUCUCAAGGGCUGACAGUCAUAUUGGAUAAACAUUCUAACCUAGAAAGCUUAGGUUCUGUAGACAGGGAUUGGGAAGGAUUUCAAGUGUUUGUUGGAAGCCCUCAUGAAUUCCCCGAACUGAAAGAGCGUGGAGUAAUGUUGGAGGGAGGUUCAGAACAUUAUUUAGAAGUUACUGCUACAAAAACAACAACUACAGAUGACCUUAGGACUGAGUCAGCUGAGAAAAGGGUUUGUAAGUUUCAAGACGAAAAUGGGGAGUUCUCCCUUUACAAAACUUAUUCCAGGACAAACUGUUUGUUUGAAUGUGCAGUACAGGGUGUGUCUGUAGAAGUGGGUUGUGUACCCUGGAAUCUACCUAAAAGUGACAGCGCUCGAGUUUGUGAUCCCUGGGCCCAGGCUAACUUUACAAAACUCUUUGAAAACUUUGAUUAUGAGACAUGUACAGCUUGUUUACCAGAUUGUACAGAGGCAGAGUACACAACAGCAAUAUCAUCAGCUAAAUUCAGGCGAUGUGAUUCACGUAAUUUUGACCUGAGUCCACUCUGCAGCUCAUUUCCUAGCUCAGGGACGGUCAUUUGGGCUGAUCAUGUAAAUAAUAGCUUCAACUCAGAGGAGUACACUCCUACUUACCUACUCCCACAGGGACCAACCAGAGAUUAUUACUCUCCUGGAAAUAUCAAGAAAGAAAUUUUUUCAUCCCUAACCAAGGCUGAUGUUAGGACGUACAAUGCGUUUGAGAGAGAUAUUGCCGUUGUACAUGUGUAUGUUGCCUCAUCAGUAGCCAUUGAGUUUGCAAGAAUAGAUGAGAUGUCUGGAAUAUCUCUGGUUUCAAUGAUUGGUGGUCAUCUAGGUCUAUUUCUGGGCUGCAGUGUGAUCUCAGCAUUGGAACUUAUCUAUUGGUUCAUUUAUAAACUUAUCCUACCCUUACCUAAAGCAAGGGCUACCGCUAAUGUAGACGAUGUAAAAGUUCAGGCAUGGGCCUAAAUACAGAAACUUUAGGGUGACUUUAAUAAAUUGUCAUGCUUUUUCGGUUCUUUUUAAACAAAAAAGCGCAAUCAACAUGUUUGCAAAGUUAAUUCUGAUUGGAGUGUGAAAAACAAUUUGUCGUAAAUUUGAUCAUAUCAGAAUAAUUUUCUCUAUCUGGUUAAGGAAUUUAAAAAAAUUGUUUACCAUCUGUCUAGCAUUGUUAGGAACUGUUAAAAUGUAUUUUUUGUAUUAAACU